UCUACAGUUGAAUGAGUUAUCUACAAUCGUUGUGUAAGGACUUUAUUGACUGUAUGAUAUCUGACACUAACGCAAUAGCGAAUUUCAGUUCACACAAAAAUUUUCUCAUCGAAAGAGCUUAUAAUUCAUGUAUAAUGUCGAAUUUACAAACUGAAAAAUCAGCUGAUACAGGAUUAGAAUCACCGGUCGAUGUUAAUGUUGAUAUUCACAAGCAAAAGUGUAAAGAUCACACUGAUGAAAACCAGUCGUUUUAUUGCGAGAAACAUUAUGUAUGUAUUUGUGGUCGUUGUGUUUUUUCAAAUCACUUUUCUUGUUUGGAGACGGUGGUUGAUUUAAACAAUGUCCAGCACGACGAAGAACACGUGAAUAAGAGUGUUUCUACAUUGCAAGUAUUGGACCAAGAAAUGGACCACAUUAUGGCCGAAAUAGACGAAAACAGACAAAUAAAUGAUACAUGUAGAUCAAACUAUGCAAAAGACAUAAAUGAAUUUCACGAAGCAUUAGUCCAGCAACUGAAAAUGUUGAUGUUAAAAGCAGAAAAAGAAAGUGAAAACUUACACAAACAAAAUACAGACGUACUUGAUGAAACGGCACUUAAAUGUAAUGAACAUAAACAAGUUUUACGGCAGCAAAUACAUUAUUUAGAUGAGUUAGAACAUAAAAAGCAUUAUAAGCAUUUAUUCGUUGCACUUCAGGGAAUGGAGAAAAAUAUUAAUUCCUUUAAAGAUAAAAACGUUAGAUUUAGACAUGAAAAUCAUAUUUAUCAAUAUGAAUUUGUUCGCAACUUCAAGAUUGAUAAACUAAUCAAGGAAGAUCAACAUAUUGGAAAACUAAAAAUUGAAUGCGAUGGGAGUGAAGAGGUAAUUGAAAUCACCGAGGAGAAGGUGGCGGGCGUUGCUGAUAAAGGAAUGCGAGAUGAGAAAAAUGAAGAGAAAAUACCAGAUGAAAAAGAAAAUGCAAAGAGUUAUCCUUUAGAACAUGAAAACUUUGAAGGGUUACAGCGCGAUUAUGGUGAAAAAUUGGAGCGUAUUAAAGAGUUAGAAGAAUCUAUUCGAAAACGAGAAGAGGUGCACAGACACAAAGAGAUUCAGUUUGAUGAGCAGCUGAAAGAAAAAGAUAUGACAAUUUCCAAACUAGAAAAAAGCAUUAAUGUUGAAGAAGAGAAAUGCCACAGUUUGAAACGGGAAUAUGAACAGAAAAUUAAAAAACUAAAAGAAUUUGCUGAACGGAAGAUUACACAACAACAUGAACAAGAAAAACGCCUUAAUUUUGAAAAAGAUAAAUUCACCAGUAUGAAGCGGGAGGAUGAACUGAUGAUUAAAAAAUUACAAGACGAAUUGGCUGUUUCGGAACAGAAGGUUAAACAACUACAAGAACAAGAAAAACGCAUUUAUUUUGAAAAAGAGAAAAGCAAAAGUAUGAAGCGGGAGGAUGAUCAGUUAAUAAAACAACUACAAAACGAAUUGGCGGUGUCUGAACAGAAGGUUAAACAACUACAAGAACAAGAAACACGCAUUGUUUUGAAAAAAGAGAAAUGCGAAAGUUUGAAGCGGGAGGAUGAACAGCUUAUUAAAAAAAUUCAAGCAGAAUUGGCGGUGUCUGAAGAGAAGAUUCAACAACUUCAAGAAAAAGGAAAACGACUUAAUUUUGAAAAAGAUAAAUGUGAAAGUACAAAGCGGGGGUAUGAACAGUUGAUUAAAAAUCAACAAGAAGAAUUGGCGGUUUCUGCACAGAAGAUUAAACAACUUCAAGAACAAGAAAAACGGAUUAAUUCUGAAAAAGAAAAGUGCGAAAGUACGAAUCGAAAGUAUGUACAGUUGAAUAAAAAACUACGAGAAGAAUUGGCGGUUUCUGAACAGAAAAUUAAGGAACUACAAGCAGAAUUGGCAGAUUCUGAACAGAUGAUCACACAACUGCAAGAACAAGAAAAACGCACAAGUUUUGACAAAGAGAAAUUCGAAAGUAUGACGCGUGAGGGGGAACAAUUGAUUAAAACACUUCAAGAACAAUUGGCGAUGUCUGAACAGAAGGUUAAACAACUACAAGAACAAGAAAAACGCAUUGUUUUAAAAAAAGAGAAAUGCGAAAGUUUGAAGCGGGAGGAUGAGCAGCUUAUUAAAAAAAAUCAAGCAGAAUUGGCGGUGUCUGAACAGAAGAUUCAACAACUUCAAGAAAAUGAAAAACGACUUAAUUUUGAAAAAGAUAAAUCUGAAAGUACAAAGCGGGGGUAUGAACAGUUGAUUAAAAAUAAACAAUUAGAAUUGGCGGUUUCUGCACAGAAGGUUCAACAACUUCAAGAAAAGGAAAAACGACUUAAUUUUGAAAAAGAUAAAUGUGAAAGUACAAAGCGGGGGUAUGAACAGUUGAUUAAAAAUCAACAAGAAGAAUUGGCGGUUUCUGCACAGAAGAUUCAACAACUUCAAGAAAAAGAAAAACGACUUAAUUUUGAAAAAGAUAAAUGUGAAAGUACAAAGCGGGGGUAUGAACAGUUGAUUAAAAAUCAACAAGAAGAAUUGGCGGUUUCUGCACAGCAGAUUAAACAACUUCAAGAACAAGAAACACGGAUUAAUUCUGAAAAAGAAAAGUGCGAAAGUACGAAUCGAAAGUAUGUACGGUUGAAUAAAAAACUACGAGAAGAAUUGGCGAUUUCUGAACAGAAAAUUAAGGGACUACAAGCAGGUUUUUACUACUAACAUCUUGUCAAACUUUUAGGAUUUAUUUUUUACAAUUUCACAUAUUCACAAAUCAUUCAAAAGAAACAUGACACCCACUUUGUCAUGUUUGAUAGUUUACUUUAAAAUUGUCCUACAUUUUUAAAUCGUUAUAUAAUUAUGAAUUUGUCUAGUGCACUUUAUUAUGUCAUCUCUUUUUGGAAUUAUUCUUUAUUUGUAUUGUAUUGCGUCUAUUGACACCAUAGUAGGCACAUUUGUAAUUCUUUGCAUUUAAAUGUUUGUGCCUUCAUUCUCAUUCAGGUAGAAUACAAAUUAUAUUCAAUACAUUUUGAGGGUGAUAGGGUUGGAGUUUAGGAUAAUGUAAAGCCAAUCAAACAAUUUGUCCCAAAAUACAUGUCCUGUAAAGCCCCCGCUGGGAUUUAAACCCAGACAUCUUUCCUCUUGCAUGGAAAGUGUUAUAUCUUGUAAUACAAGGCCAUGUUAGUGGAAAAUGAACUUGAACCUAGACCUCUUUUCUCUGGCAUGGAAAGUAUUCUAUCUUGGAAUACAAGGUCAGGCUAGUGGAAAAUAAACAAUUGUAAGACUAUAAACCUUCAAAAAUAUAAAAGUUCAUCGGACCAAUCAAAGCACACAUCUGUUAAUCAAAUAGAUUUCAGCUUAAGUUCCGUAUUUUAUUACUUUCCUUUAUUGAUGUAUUUUCAAGCAUUGUAUUUAUCCUGACAAAAAUUGCACUUCUUCAACACAUUUUACGUUAAAUACCGGUAGUAAAAUCUAACAAUAUA
This is a messenger RNA of Dreissena polymorpha, 3454 nucleotides long. RefSeq names its product golgin subfamily A member 6-like protein 22. The transcript has 4 exons. The record is from RefSeq and is a predicted model, not a curated record. Lineage: Eukaryota; Metazoa; Mollusca; Bivalvia; Myida; Dreissenidae. The coding region runs from base 12 to 2693 and encodes 893 amino acids.